This is a messenger RNA of Varroa destructor (honeybee mite), 5337 nucleotides long. Its product is annotated as U7 snRNA-associated Sm-like protein LSm11. Gene Ontology annotation, molecular function: U7 snRNA binding. Gene Ontology annotation, cellular component: U7 snRNP. The record is from RefSeq and is a predicted model, not a curated record. Lineage: Eukaryota; Metazoa; Arthropoda; Arachnida; Mesostigmata; Varroidae. Gene Ontology annotation, biological process: mRNA 3'-end processing by stem-loop binding and cleavage.
UCGAAGCCAAUCGAACUUCGAAUCUGUGACGCUAAUCGCUCAAAUAUCUCGAUAUGGUUGAACAGCAGGAUCUCACCAAGCCUAUAGUAGAUCCAAUUCUAUUACUCGUUGAAGGUUCGGCCAAGUUACCACCAAGCGUAAACGAUCUGACACCCGUGGACAGUCUAGAAGAGUUCGACAAGGUUUGCACGAUCAAUGUGCGUGCCCUUUUAUCUCAGCAGGAUCUGGACAAAAUCGACAAUGAUCGCCGACUCAAGAAUAGUGAGGAGAACCAGGCAACGAAUGUUAAAGUGAACAAGAAGCAAAAACAAACUCUCUUAACCAAAAUCAACGACCAGUGGAGUUAUGGACCAAUUUCAAUCUUGCAUCGGGCCUUGACGCAGCGUCUUCGUAUUAAGGUGUGGGUGCGAAACCAUACAACAGUUCGGAGUAUUCUGAUUGGAUUCGUGGCAGCUUUCGACAAGCAUUUAAAUAUAGCUUUGGUUGAUGUUGAUGAACUGGUACUGUUGCGCCCGGCAACGAUAAAGUGCCCGACCCUCACUCCUCUCGAACAAUUAACAAAGCUUGAACUACCAGAUCGACGUUUGCUACCGUGCCAGUCCUAGUGCUUUACGCCGUCGUCCGCUAUUACGUGCGCGGUUUUGCGCCUGCUACUAUUGACUUGGCGGUGUGGUACUAGUCAGCUCUGUGUUCACUCAGCGCCGGGCGUGCAUGAAACAAGCCUUCAUCUAGUCCACCAUAGAUGUUGCUAGCUCAGUCAGUCAUCAGACCAUGCGUGGUGGAGUCAUGAUUACGUCUUCCUUGUCGUCUUCUUCUUUUGGUAUGUACUGUAGCUUCUGUUGUUAAACUUUAACUAUCGGAGUAGCGAUAAGAGCCGUUGCAGCAGAAAGAAAGCGAAAAAAGAAAGUGAAUAUAGAAGCAAUUGCCGCGACGCUGACUGCAGCGGCGGUGGCAACAGCCGUCCCACAUUACAAUACUACAUUGUGGCCACAGCAACCGAGGCAGGAAGAAAAGAAAUCCCAACCUAUCUUCGUCCUCAACUUCACCUUUAGCCUCAUCAACGUACUUCAUCUCUUGCCCCACCUUCCUUACUACCUCCUUAGCAUUAUGUUCAACGGUACUACUAGCAAACAAUGUUAUAUACCCUUCAAAGUCUCUAUGUACGGAUUCUAUGUUUCAAUGUGAUCAAUGUUAUGGGUGUGCGUCCAUCAUUUCGUGUGUAAACGUACGCAUGUACGUUUUGCUCUAAACAGAAUCUGUCAUCAUAUUAUUAUUAGCAUCUAGUCUAUCCGUAGCAGCAUAGGCGUCACUUUUGUAUGGCCGCUAGUGAAGUGUAGGGGGUUUUGGGGGAAGCAUGACUUAACAGUGAAAGCAAACACAGGGGGAAAGAAACACAGGAAGAAAGAAACACAGAGAAAGCGAGUGAGCGAGGGAGCGAACAUAUGAAUGAAUUACUGAACAAUUACUGGCCUCGGAUUCGCUACGUUGCCGCCAUACAAGCGCUAGAGCUGAUUGCAAUAUAUCUUGAUUUUGGUGCCGUUACUGCCAUUGUCGCUAGCCGCGAAAAAAGUCUGGCGCGCGGAAGGGAAACUGGUUUCAUCUAAACAAGUUACGUAUUUGCGUAGCGAUUUAACUUGCGGAGAACAAAAAGGAGUAACAAACAUCCGCCGAAACAUAUUGUUUACCUAACGCAGUUGUAAUUAAGCAUGAAGACAUGCUUGUAAGAAAACGUAAGCGUUAGCCAUUCCACUGAAUCCAGAUCUGUGUUUUCGCUUCUCUGGUACCUUAUUUAGGUAAUGGAUAAAAAUGUAGCUAGAUUAUGUCCAUUACAAACUUCGAACGUAUAAGAGUUGAUUCGUUGUUCAAGCGUAAAUCUAUAGUCUAUUUACACCGCCAUAUUGAGGCAGAAGUCACCAUAGGUAUCAUUAACUAGUACGGACAAUACUGAUACAUUAACAAUAGCUGGAACUAUAUUUUCAAGCAUUAUAUUUACGUUGAACCAUAUGGAAAUGACGAACAGAAGACAAAGAAGAAUUUCAAAGCUUUAAGCCUAUCCUUCACAUAUACGCUAUUGCCGUAGAGUUGACUGUAGACAGACUAGAAAAACAUGUUUGCGUUCAAUGCUUUGAUAUUUUCUUUUUGCACACCUAUAUAACAGACAUAUUUUGUUACUUAGAAAGUCGACGUUUAACUUUACGUUCGUGCCAUCGGACGAUUUUCGAGUGCAUCACAGAUAUGUUCAUCAGGUAAGACCAAGUGUAAAAAAUCUAUCGGGAUAAAAUUUGUAGAUGCAUUGCACGGGGCAUCAUCGUCGGUAGCAGCAGUGCCAUUAAUAGUAGCAGCGUCAAACCUGAACGUUUCCGAAACCGCAAGUUUACGUUGAUAACGUUAGGAAAAUUUGGUUGAGUUCAGCCAGCCGAAAAGAGUUGUACCAAAUUAUCUUUAGUUUAAUGCCUACUAAACCAGUUUAAUGCUUAUUCCGAAGCAUUGUUCAGUUGGCAAAACAGGCACUCUUCAAAUACGGAACGGCGGUUAAUAUUAAGGAAUGACGUCAAGUGGAUUUCAAGCGCAAAACUUAGGUCGAAACGGUAUCACGGUUGCGGCAUUUGCCAAUGUCUUAGCAACAUCGUGUCGUCCUCACGAUCCUAUACGAGAGACGUUUGUACUCUUCGCGAAGAACCUAUUUAAGGUUGACAUUUUCACCCUUGUCUUUUGUAAGCAAAAUAUACUUCCCUAAUUAGCCAUAAAAACGCGUUCAGCAUAUGCCGAACAACAUUGAAUACUUUAACAGGAUGGAGCGUGAACUUUCUAAACGGCAACAUGUGCUAUAACAGCUUUUCUUUCUAUCUCUACCUCUAUUGAAAAUAGAAGUUCUACAAAAUAUGGUAACCGAUCAGAGGUUCACCUCUGCAGGAUAGGCAAUAUUCCUCAAACUAUUAAAUUAAGGGACAUAUUCGUUUUUUUCACUUGAAGCCUUCCUACGAUUUUGUCAAGCAAUUGUUGAUCCCAAAUCACGCGGCCCUUAUGCUUGCCAAGUAUGCAUGCGAUAGGGGCGCUGUUCUGGGCUCCUCUGAUGCGGAAUCCAACCGGGACAAAUACUGCACCGAUCAAAAUGGCAGCAUUUCUAUCAUUACUUCUGUUCUAGCUACCCCGGCAAAAAUUUACUAUUAACAAGCAAAUAGGACAGGAUAAUUAUACAGUUGCACAUUAUCUAUUGACAAUAAUAUUUGGGCAGUUUUUCAAGAUGCUCUUCAGUGCGACGUAGUGAUCACGUGACAUGACGGUGCGCACCCCAACUGCGACUGGUAGACCGUUAUCGGUCAGGGUUCGCACAAACCACAAAACCGAAGCUCCUGCUAUUCGAUAUAGGGUCCAUAAUUUCCAAGUUCGUUCUACAAAGCGUCUAUUUAACCUCUACUAGUAAGCGCACCGACACGGCCUUUCGCCUAUUUCAAAGUCUGCUCACCUAGAAAACAAACAGGUAAUGUGCUUUCUUUUUUUUUGUCGACGAUAGAACUGAUGGCGACGACUACAUAUGUGAGGCAGCGGCAAUAUUUGCACUGUAAUAAACAAUAGUUGGGUUCCACCGACGCUGCUGAGCAGGAACGUGGCGCAAGUGGUGAACGUCCUUGACUAACUCCACUGGAGAACAGCUCUUGAAAAGUCAUUCGAUUUAUUCAUUCAAGUGAGGGAUGCUGUGCAAGAAAUACAGCCAUCAUUACCACGUUCCUUAACCGCGAACGUCUUAUAUAACUAAGCUAUCAUUUUUGGUUUGAUCAAACACUUCGCGUAUCCUCUGGCAUCACUGCUCAUCAUUAGGCAGGACGCGUCUGCUUAGAAUGUCUGUGCCCUCGGACUUCUCCUUUUUGAUAAAGUAAGUGUCAUCUAAUUUGAGUCAUUGAAUUACAGGUUCUCAACGUUAAUGCAGGACACGAAGCGAUACGACACGAGUUUUGCGCAAAUAAAAUCUUUAAGAGAGGACACUGAAGAGGUGCCUGGAUGGUUUUGCGAGUUAACGAGAAGAAAAACUAUAGGCCUAUUCAAUUUAGCGGAGACGACGCGUCACGAUCCGCCUGGCGGAAGCGUAAACGAGUCGCUGGGAAAUUGGAAAUACGCAAUAAGUACCACUUGCGUAUGAUUCGGAUUACUGGAAACAUGCACAGCCGUUGCUGGCGACAUGCUCGACCCGGUUCUACAUAGGUUCCCGAACAGGUUUAAUUAUCUUGUCGCAACCUUUUUUGUUUUUUUUAUUGUUUAUUAUUUUGUUAUUCUAUUAGAUGAAAAUAGCGAAUCGUAGGUGCUAGUUUCUUGUCUAAAGCUUUUAGUUUUCUGCUUGUUUAUCUUAUUGUUAACCGCUAUCAUUUCUGACCACUGAUGGGAUAUUAGACCAGUUUUGCUAUUGCCGCUAUCCGAAUAUAGCUACACACUGCUUCGCCAACCUGUAGCAUCGUCUGCCUGCCAGAUGCGUUACCUAUAUUCGGAAAGGAUAGCCAUGUUGUCAGAUGUAUGUAGGUUAAUAUCGAUGCAUCAAUGUGAAUCUACCUGUAAUUAUCGGCCCAAUAUUGCGCUAAUGUCAUAAUAUCAUCAUUAUUUAUGUAUGUAGGAAGGCGCGUUCUUCUUUAUAAAUUAAGAGCUGCUGAUAUUGCUAGCGUAAAUUACUCUGAAGAAAUUGGUAAUUAUUUCGAACAAGGAAGACAUUGCCCAUGAUAUUAUUGGUCUACAUUCAUGUCGACAAAAAUGAUUUGAAGCAAUGCCGCGGCCGCCGCCGCCGCCGCCGCCGCUACUAAAGCAGUCGUAUGUCUCUAGAUUUCUGCUCUAAAAAUACGCAGUAUACUGCUGGACUAAAACGGGAUUUGUGCUUGUUACCAAAACGCAUUCUCUUUGCUAAUCAGUUCGUACUAUCGUUCCAAACGUUACUAACACAAAAAAAAAGUUUCAGCAUUAAAAAAAGCUCACCAGAACUUAUAAAGUCUAUCAAAACGUCUACCCGUGGUGGAUCACAAGCCCGCUAUACAAUGAAUAUCAUUAUGAUCCUAUAUGCACCCUUUGUUUGUAACGAAUUGUUUAGAUAAUAAUAUUUACGUUUAGUGCGCCUACUAUGUGGACAUGUGCCUUUGUAAUACAAUAUGGAAACAGAUAGGUGGUACACUUUCUACGAAUGACAUUAGACGUACAAGUAAAAAACAAUUCUAAUCAGUGUAUAAACAGUUGUUUGCCACACCCGAUUUAUCCAAAAACAAGAGUAGAUAUUGGAUGACAUUACCCAGUGAUUCUUGCCAUGUAACAGUAGAUAUUCCUUUAAGCGAGCGGAAAAAUACAUGGUUAUGGCAGCAUGGA